ACUUUCUAGCAUUCUUCUUACGGAGUAUAUUAUAACAAAUAUUAUGAGCCUCUGUAGUAUGUGACUGUAAUGCUGCAGCAAGAAACUCCGAUUUUUUUUAUUAAAAAAAAAACAAUGAAAUUCAUUUUGUCAGCCUUUGAUAUUGAAAAUGUGGAAAAUUCUUAGUCGUAUUUAUAGUAAAUAUUAUCUUCCUCUAACACGCUGUAUAGUCAGAAUUCACAUUCCCAUCUAUGAACAAAGCUAGCGGAUAAACCGUCAGCAGGAUUUUUACAAAAAUUAAUAAUUUCCAAUUGAUCUUGCUUACGUCCCGGCUCCUUGUAUUUGAAAUGGACUCGCACUCCAUCGUCUUCACGCACUCGCCUAAAAAUAUUAGGCGAAUGCAUGGAGGAAUAUAUAAUACAGUAUUCCUCCAUGGCGAGUGUUCAUUGGAUUGCGUUGGAUUGGUUCGGUUUUUCUUUUGUCACUGGCCAGACGUUCUUUGCAUUGCAAAGCAAGAUAUUCGAGACCGACUUUACGUCAGAACAUAUCGAAUGAGAAUCGAACACGUAACUUCGAUAUUGCCUAAGUCAACCGCAUCUGUUCAGGGAAGUGCCGAGGUGCGAUUGUGUAUUUAUGGAUUAUUUUCACCGGUUCUACAAUAAUUUCUAAGAGAUAAUGGAUGUACUAGGAAACAUUCGCAGUUUCAAAGUUUCGUUAUUCUUCUUCAUUCUAGUUACAUAUUUUAUAUACAAUCCUACAGAUAGUGGAGCAGUUCAACUAAAUCAAGGGAACUUGGACACAAUAUUAGCUACUAAUGAAUUAGUUUUUAUCAACUUUUAUGCCGACUGGUGUCGAUUUAGUAACAUGUUAGCUCCUAUAUUUGAUGAUGCUGCUGAUAAAGUAGCAGCAGAAUUCCCUGAACCAGGACAGGUUGUAAUGGGAAAGGUUGACUGUGAUCGAGAAGGUUCAGUGGCAACUCGUUUUCAUAUAACGAAGUAUCCUACUUUGAAAGUAAUCCGUAAUGGACAGCCCACUAAGCGAGAAUACCGUGGUCAAAGAUCUUCAGAAGCUUUCAUCUCUUUCAUCCGGAAGCAGUUGGCUGAUCCAAUAAAGGAAUUUACAAGUUUAAAAGAAUUAGAAAGUAUAGAUGACAAGAAGCGUACUGUUAUUGGAUACUUUCAUAGAAAAGAUGUUCCAGAGUACAAUAAUUUCAGGCGUGUUGCUACAAAUUUAAAAGAAGAUUGUCAGUUUUUUGUUGGUUUUGGUGCUCCUGUAGAACAAAUGCAUCCUCCUGGACAGCCAAUUGUUGUUUUCCGUCCUGAUAAAGCACGAUCUAAUGAUCAAGAUGAGACAUUCAUGGGAAAUUUAAAUGUUUAUGAUGAGGUAAAUGUGUGGGUUGCUGAAAAAUGUGUUCCUUUGGUACGUGAAAUUACCUUCGAAAAUGCUGAAGAACUUACUGAGGAAGGACUUCCAUUCCUCAUACUGUUUCAUAGACCUGAGGACAACGAAAGUGUUAAGAAAUUUAAUGACAUUGUCCACAAGGAGCUAAUAACUGAAAAACAAAAUGUAAAUUUUCUUACUGCUGACGGUGUUAAAUUUGCUCAUCCUUUACAUCAUUUGGGAAAAUCACAAUCAGAUCUUCCACUGAUUGCCAUUGACAGUUUCCGUCACAUGUACCUGUUCCCUGACAUAAAAGAUAUGGAAAUUCCAGGAAAAUUGAAGAGCUUUUUGAACGAUUUACACACUGGAAAACUUCACAGAGAAUUUCAUUAUGGUCCCGACCCUGUUACGCAUGAAAUUCAAGUUACUGCUAAAAAGCCUACAUCUCCUCCAGAAUCAACAUUUAAAAAGCUUGCUCCUUCCAAGAACCGCUAUACACUUUUAAGGGACGAGUUGUAAAGCGAUUUUUGCCUAAAUACUUGAUGUGGGGUCGUUUUGAAAACCGGUUUUUGAUGAGUUUGUUAUAAAUUGCAUUCUGAGAGAAUGGAAAUAUCACUGGAAUGGUAAGUUUUGGUACAUGCCUGUGAGGCUGUAUUUAUGUGGAAAUAACAAAAGUAAUUUGUAAAUAAAUUUGUCAUGUGAAUGAAUAUAAUACUUGUGAAAAAGACUUGAAGAAUUUGAAGUUUUAGAAAACGUGGGAUGUUUUGCUUGUGGUUGUGUGGAAAGUUCUUCGAGAAUAUUCUUUUGUGUGGUGUCCUUUUUUUGUCACUUUUUUGUGCACCGUUCACCUGUUUUGCAAAAACUAAUUCUUAAAAUUUAUCAAUCACUGAAGGAAGAAUAAUUGGUAUUAUUGCCUAGGGUUUAUUAAUUGAAACUACUUGUCAAGAAAGGUGUGUGGUGCAUGUUCAGAAAGAGUUAGGUUAACUGUGUGAUUGUUUUCUGGUAGAAUGUGCGUGUGGUAGCUUGUUAAUGAAUUGUUAAGUGUAAACUGUACGAAUUGUUCAACUUUUUAUAUGAGGUGGAUCCGUCCAUGUAGUUAUCACUGAUCAGAUUCCAUUAUCUUACAAUCGAUAGAAACCAUGUUGUGUCACACUUGCUGAUUAAUUUGCCAAGACUGCAAUAAAUAAUUUCAUUCAAUUACAAAGGAUGUAAAUGCAGCAUUUUUUUAAAACCUAAAAUGAAGGGAAAAAAAUACUGAUGAUUUAGAAGAGGGUACCCAAUAGGUUAAGACAGACAUACAUCCUAUAAGUUAUGCAUUGUACUUAGAAAAAUCAAUACAAUGAUUAGAUAAUUUUACAAUAGAGGAAAGAUGCUUUUAGAUAAUGCUAUCCCCUCUGUGAUGUAAUUGCUCCAAGAAUAUACAAAUAUUAGAUAUUUUAGUUUCAUAGUUCCACUAAUUUCUCAAAAGCAAGGUUUUUUUGGGAUUCAUACGUAUAAUACAGCAGUCAGUCUUGUUUGUUAAGGUGUUAAAGUUUUCGCUCUUCCAGGCACUUUCGUUGUGUCACGUCUGCACAUCAGAUGAAUGCUAGAUAGAUAAUUCCUAAAUCACAAAGUCUUGUAAAAUAAUUGUGACAUUAAGUAUUUUGUAGAAUGUUUAUUGUAAUUUUAUUGAUUUAUGUGAAUGAAAAUUUGUUCAGUAGUACCGCCACUGCAGGGGUGGAUCUGCCUCAUGUGAUUGUAAGCCUUACGCAAGCUGGAGGCAUUAUUUUACUGUCUAUUUCAAGAGAUAUGUUUCAUAAAAGAAAAAUUAAUAUUUUUUUAAUUCUCAAUAAUUCUUUCUGAACUGUACUACUCUUAAUACCUUUUUUGAUUACUUCUGUGCUUAAUGUUCUUGUGACUUGGUUCUUUUUGAGCUGACAGUGUUUUAAUGUCCACUUAUUUUUCUUGACGAUUGCAUGGUUUUGAAAAUUUGUAAAUAAGGGAUUAAGUUGUGACUUCAAUCAUUGAACAGUACAGUUCACAAAAUAGAAUUUAUGUAUACAUAAUCUUUAAGUAUUGUUUUUUCUGCAUAUACCUCAACAAUUGAGUGAACUGCAAAUUCAAAUUACAGUUUGUAGAAGGAGUAAUUCUACAUGCGUGUAAUAAUCAUUCAGCAUUUACUGAUCAGUGCUUAUAAUAAAAAUAAUAAUAAUAAUAGAAUGAUUUAAAAUACUUAAAACUGAAAAUAUUUUUUUUUAUAUAGAAAGAGUUGAAAUUUCUGCAAUUGUAUAAUAUUUUUGGAGAAGUUUAUAUUCUUCUUCAUGUGAUAUGUAAAUUACAUGUGUUCUUGCAAUUCCAUUCUAACUAAAAUGUAUAAUAUUUCUGUACACAAUCUGUGAUUAUUGUGUGUGUCCAAUUUGUGUUAGGGAAGUGCUUUGCAUUUUCCGCAAGGGUAUGUUUUUCUGAGAGAAAACCUAUUAAUUGCUAUUGUUAGGUUUCUGGCUGUUUUUGUCAAAAGGGUUUACCGUUCUCUUGAUUACAUUUCCAUUUAUAUAGUUUGUCACUUCAGAUGACUUGGGUUUCAAGAUUUUUACUAUUUAUGUACAAGUAUUGAGGGUAAUGCAUACUGUGCGAUCAGAACCUUCUUUUGAUCCAAGAAAUGUGAAGUAUGAAGUUACAAGUUGUUAAACUAUAUGAAUAAUUAGUUUGAUUGCUAGGUAAGUAACGAUUUUAUGUCGUGUAUUGUUGACUGAGUGUGGAUUGCUUCCUUCUGUCAAAAUUUAAUUAAUGCUACCGAAACUAAAGGGAGAUUUUAAAAUCUUAGUAACAAGAGAACAAGCUCUUUUCUGAUGAGUUAUAUUCCAUAAAAUACAAGUUGUUUCUCUGAGUAUUACAAACUUGCAUUUUGAUAUAUACAGAGGAGUGUUAUAUUGCUCCAACUCCAUAAAAGUCAUUCAAUUCGUUUUAAAUGAAUAUUAUCCUACAAAGAGGAUUGUUUGUGCAUUCAAGUAAAUACUCUUUACAAAGAAUUGUUUUGACAAUAGAUAUAUUAAUAUUUUUGUUAUGAAUUCUGAAGUUUAUUGUUUGGUUAGCACAAUUACACGAUAUGUUAAUAGUUUCUUCAAAGAUUGAGUUCAAUCAGUAUUUAAAAAAAUAUUAGGUUGAGAGCAUGUUUAUUAAUAAAAUUACUUUUUCUGAUGACCAAACUCGAAAUUGAAGAAGUAGUUAGUCAACGCAAUUAGAAUAAGAAAAUUUCUUUUCUGUACAUCUAUCAAUUGAAAUGAGUCAUUCUGUUAUUUGUAAAUAAAGAUUUGUGAAUAUUUA
This is a messenger RNA of Gryllus bimaculatus (two-spotted cricket), 4662 nucleotides long. The record is from the annotation of a GenBank genome assembly. NCBI's taxonomy places the organism in Eukaryota, Metazoa, Arthropoda, Insecta, Orthoptera, Gryllidae.